AUGGCUGAUUUACCGGUAGACCGACUAGAGACCGUGCCUCUAUUCACGUACCGUGGUGUUGAUCUGUUUGGACCUUGGUUAAUUAAGGAGGGCCGCAAGGAACUUAAGCGGUAUGGAGUUUUAUUUACCUGUUUAUCAAUUCAUAUCGAAACUGCUAACUCUUUAGAUACGAGCUCUUUCAUUAAUGCCUUGAGAAGAUUUGUGUCUAUCCGCGGACCCGUAAGGCAUCUUCGGUGUGAUCAAGGAGCUAACUUUGUUGGAGCCGAAGGAGAAUUUACUAAGGCAAUGUCUGAAUUGGAUUUUGACCGAAUCCGUCAAUAUCUACUUGAACAAAACUGUGAUUUCGUACAAUUUAAGAUGAACGUUCCGUCUGCUAGCCACAUGGGUGGCGUUUGGGAAAUACAGAUACGUUCUGUCCGAAACAUUCUUUCAACUUUACUAUGUCAGCUAGGAACUCAGCUUGAUGAUGAGUCGUUGAGAACUUUAAUGUCUGAAGCAACAGCUAUAGUGAAUAGUCGACCACUUACGUUGGAAAACCUGAACGAUCCGCUUUCCGUUGAACCGUUGACACCAAAUCAUUUAUUGACUAUGAAAAGUAAAGUUUUUCUACCACCACCUGAAAACUUCAUGAAAAACGACGUAUAUUCCAUAAAGCGCUGGAGACGGGUUCAGUUUCUUGCAAACGAAUUUUGGAGUCGUUGGAGGAAAGAGUUUCUUUCAAAUAUCCAGUCUAGGCAAAAAUGGAUCGCUCCGAAGCGAAAUUUAUCUGUUAGUGACAUUGUUAUGAUUAAGGAUGACAAUUUAGAGCGAAACAUGUGGAGACUAGGUCGAAUUUGCAAAACAUUCGUUGAUGAUAAUAAUUUAGUCCGAAAAGUAAGACUCGCAGUAGGAUCAACGAAUUUUGAUCGUAGAGGAGUCCGUAAGUCAAAGCUCACCGAACUAGAACGACCAAUCCAUAAGUUGGUCUUACUCCAGGAGACCGAAUAA
Mytilus trossulus (common blue mussel) is the source of this 987-nucleotide messenger RNA. RefSeq lists its product as uncharacterized. Gene Ontology annotation, molecular function: nucleic acid binding. The record is from RefSeq and is a predicted model, not a curated record. Lineage: Eukaryota; Metazoa; Mollusca; Bivalvia; Mytilida; Mytilidae. The transcript has a single exon. Bases 1 to 987 code for a protein of 328 amino acids.